CUUGGAAUCCCCCAGACACGGUGAAGAAAAGGAUCAGUACCUGUUGAUACAAAAUUAGAGUGAAACAUAGAUAUUUUUGAGAUUAUUUGUAACGAUAAAAAGUAUAGCUUUUAUCCUUCGGUCAAAAGAAAGCUGCUUUUACAACUAAGACAUAGUAAACAAACGUGGCUGAACGAAUCGUUGGUUUCGUAACAUAAUUUUGAUGGACGAAAGCAACCUACAAAGAGUUUUGGAAGCAUUGAAUGUUGUUCACGCUGCUGAAUCUAGUCGAGAAACUCGAUAUGAUGCCCAAGCGCUCUUAGAUAAUCUGAAAGAGUCUUUCGAUAAUAGCUCUUCAGCAUUUCAGUUACUAAAUUUGAAUGAUGAAGUUUUAAAAGCUAGAGGAUUUAAAAUCGAUAUUCAUGUUGUUAGGCAUUUUGCGUUAAGUCUUUUUGAAGCAAGCAUUCAUGGAAACUGGAAAAAUUAUGAUGAUCAAACGAAACUUUCUCUAAUCUCUUUCCUCUGUACCUUCUCUUUGCAAAAUCUGGAUGCGCUCUCUGUUUACUAUGUUCGGAGCAAAUUAGCUUCUGUCUUUAUAGAAAUUGUAAAGCGAGAUUGGUACAGCCAUAUUUGGAGAGAGCAGUUUGAUUUAUUUCUGCAGUCGCUUUGGAACAUGAAUGUGGAGCAUCGUCAACUGUCCUCUUUUAUUUUACGCGGUAUCAUGGAGGACUUAUAUCAGUACGAUGAUCCUGUCGCUUCCCUUCGCUCUCACAUUUUGUUUAAUGCCUUAAUCAGUAUUUUGUCCUCAUCUCAGUCUCUUCACAAACUGUACCCAUCAGGUCUUCCUUAUUCCGUAUCUAUACCCGAGAAUAACGAAGGAUGGCUUAACCGUUGGUCAGCAAUGCUCGAAAGCGAAUCAGAUGCACUAGAAAGUCUGAAAUGCUUCAAGAGCUGUCUUUCUUGGGUAGCUACGGAUUCAAUCAUUGAAGCUAAUAUCGUGGCACGUAUUUGCAACAUAUUAGUGAAUGGACCAAUUCAAUUGAAAACUCAUGCGAUCGACUGCAUAUACAUUUGCGUCACCAGAAGCAUGGAAAUAGACGACCCCCUUUGGGCUACUGUCGAAGAAAUGCUAUCAUCUGAAGGCCUUUAUACACUUCAUCAAGUGUAUUCAAACAUUUCCCAGUCAAUAAAAAUUGAUGAUUUAUCUUCUUCUUCUGGUGAUUACAUUUUACUAAAAAAACUUGCGGAAACUAUUGUUGCUCUUGGACAGUACAAUUAUUUGGAUUCCAGUCGAAGAAAAGCUAUCAACAUAAACUGCCUAGAUACUUAUUCCGCCUUGAUCCUUGAAAUUAUGAAGCAUCCUAGUUUAUUAAUUAGUGCCAUUUCUCAACACUUUUGGGUUUUAGCUUUGCGGGAUCCCUUGAUAUCUAAACACGAAAAAUUUCAGGGAGUUUACCCUCAACUACUCAACGUUGCAUCAGAACGAUUGCUUCGUUUUGAAGAUGCCGUAGUUGACAUGAUUCCCGAUUCUUCUAUAGCUGUUUUUCUCGCUGAAGAUGUUGAAGGAGUUGCUGCUGUCCACUCUUUCUGUGGAAACUAUCGAAGAUUUAUGUUUGAUAUCGUUCGUCUUACCGUUUCUAUAAAGCCCUUGGAAUCUUUGAGUUGGGUGCAAAAUAAUUUUCAAAAUAUCUUGGUAAAUAAUAUUGGCCAGAUUCAAUCGCAAUCAUCUUUUUCAUCAAAAACGACUCCUGUUUAUUUGAUUAUGGACAUGGGAUUUUCGACGAUAGAAGCAUCGCUUCAUGGAAUCACCCGUUGGAAUGAAAAUGUGACCGAUAAUGCAACCUAUGAACUUAUUUUACAAAGCUUGUUUUUGUGGUGCAAACAAUUAGUUGAAGUUGAAUUUAAGGAUCCUAUGCUUAUAACACGACUUAUCAGUGUCUUGGUUUUAUUCACAUCAAUACUAGCUCGUGAAAAUACUACACUGCUUGGAGUUGUUUUGGAGAAAAUUAUUUCCGCGGUUACUUACAAUAACUCGCCAUCCUUAUAUGCUUUUUCUGAUCUUCAGAAAGUCAACGAAAUGCGGAGCAGAUGCUGUUUUGAGUUAGUCAGACUUGGAGAAUUAAUGCCGAACCCUUUGAUGAAUAUUUUUGAUCAGCUACAGAGCACUAUUGACCAGCUUGGCACGUAUACUACUCUCAGUGGUUCAGAGAUUGUGAUGUUGAAAACAUUUUUGUUUGUGAUUUCUCAAUUUUCCGAUAUCAAUCAUACUCUUAAGAAUGAAUAUUUCGAAAAGCUGGUCGGUCCUGUUGUUUCCACCUGGCUCGAUGCUCAACCUCCAGUCAAUUCCCCCAUGGAAUUCUUAAAUCACGUAAAGCUGCCCCAGAUGGCUGAUUAUCUGUUUGCAAAGUAUCCCUAUAAUGCCGACUAUACAAAAUAUGAAUUGGAUACUGAUGCGUGCUCUUUUCAAACUGACUUAGAAGACAAUCGAAAAUGGCUGUGGCCUAUAAAAUGUUUAGGUCGAUUCUGUGAAGCUACUUACAGUAAUAGACGGAUACAUCCAUCAGAAUUUGAUGAACACAAGACUUUAUGGUCGGUGAUUUUACCAAACAUUGUUCCUGGACUACUGAAAUUAAUUGAGCAAUUACAUUGUUGUUACGAUCCCUCUUUCAUCUCCUCUUUAGGUACACAUAAUUCCGCAAUUCUUCAAAAGAGUAUCGUUGAACGCUUCUGGCUUCACGGUGUUAGCCAAAUUUCGAAAAAUCAAUUUUUGGAAGAAUCAUACAAAAUGGAUGUCUCUGCUAACAAGUUGAUUCAUUCGUUUGGACACUUUUUGCGCCGAUUGAGAGAGUACUGUUACGGAGCAAUUGCUUCCUUUAUGAGACUUGGUGAACCAUUUUUUGCAAUUCCUGCUUUGUCAACCUCCUUCCUUACCUCAUUUUUUAAUCAUGCUUCUGGCUUGAGUCUUCACCAAUGGACAUCCGUUGUCAACGUGAUUAUAAAACCGUACUGUUUACAUUGUCCUCCUGCACUCCGUGAUGAAUGUUUAUUACCACUUCUUCCUGCCCUACUUUCUGAAUUGGAUCGAAAGUUAGUGAAAGAAUGGCGAAGCAUAACUGAGAGAGGCCUCCUUGUUGAAGAGGAUACUGAGGAAGCCGACGACCUUUCAGAAGAAAUGAUUGAAGAAUCUUUGCUUCGCCAUCUUACUUAUGCUACAUCAAAAUUAAUUACAGAAACGUUUUUACAAAUUACUCCUACACAAUCCCGUUCCACGAUUUCCUCGGACUUUGUUGAAAAAGAAUCAUCGGCCAAUGGUUCUUCCAAACUAUCUGAUUAUGUUUUAGACAAUGCGAUUAUCUGUGAACCACUUUUAAGCACACUUUGCCAUUUGCUAGCUGUUCAUGAUUCAAGGACUGUAACAAUUGUCGUGAACGCAUUUAUAGCUAUUACACCUUUACUGGUUUCUGAGCGUACGCAUUCAAUAGUGCGAGAGUUUGUAUGUCAACAAGUGUUCCAAACUGUCAUAAUGGCCAUUAAUGAUUCUUACUUUGAGCAAAUGCAAUCUGAUUUUGCCCGGUUGGCUUGCAUAAUCCUUUCUUACUCUCAGGGAAUCACGGACUCCUCCUUUAGAGUAUUAGCAAGUAUUCCAGCUUUGGCAACACAAGAAAAUUUGCUAAGUACAUUUGCGAAUAGAUUUCGAGAGGCCUCAACACUUAAAAUUCAAAAGGCAUUACUCAUGAGAUUAUUUAAUUCCGGGAGAAUUGUUCCGAGAACCGAUAGAAGAGCUUUAAAUUCGGCUGUACUUGAUGUAAGUGCUAAAGAAAUGUUGAAGCGGUUUGAAAAAAGUGUCAGUCUACAGGAUGAUACAAAUAAGGGUGAUAUUCUAUCGAAAGAUGAGGAUACUGGGUUGGCUAAUCUCUUUGGUUAAUAAUGGAAAAGGAAAAUAACUUGCUUUAAACAAGACAUAAGUACGAAAAUUUAUUUGUACAUUGUUUAAGCAAUUAGAUAUGAUGAAACACCAAAGCUUCUUUGGUAGUGAUCUAAUGUGAUAUGAUGCGAUGGAUAAAAUUUCUGCUUUUAUAUUCAUCCAUUUUGUUUAUUUUUAGUUGCUAUACGUAUGAAAGUACUAGUAACGAAUAAAUGCUACGAUAAUUCAAUGCUACUCAAGAUGCCAUACUAUUUGUUUGAAUAACAAUCUAAAACAAAUUGUUAAUGAUUAGCACAAGUGUAAGUAAGUACUACUUAUAUAUAACGAUCUUCAAAUGAAAGUUCCAAAUACUCCUAUCCGUACAAUGUUUUCAAUGAUUAGUUGUCACUAGAAUAAUAAAAUAAUGAAUAAUAACGCACCUAAAAUUACCAUUAUGUGAAAGAAUUAGCUCUUUCUUUUUCCAACUACAUAAAGUAAGAAAUAUCUCGGCGAUCUUUCAUAUCAGUGUUUACCCUAAAGGCCGGUUCGACGUGGC
Molecule: messenger RNA, 4439 nt
Organism: Schizosaccharomyces octosporus yFS286
Lineage: Eukaryota; Fungi; Ascomycota; Schizosaccharomycetes; Schizosaccharomycetales; Schizosaccharomycetaceae
Product: karyopherin
Exons: 2
Coding region: 203-3904 (1233 amino acids)
Biological process (GO): protein export from nucleus; RNA export from nucleus
Cellular component (GO): cytoplasm; RNA nuclear export complex; nucleus
Molecular function (GO): RNA binding; nuclear export signal receptor activity
Source: RefSeq, a predicted model, not a curated record